Molecule: messenger RNA, 1806 nt
Organism: Serendipita indica DSM 11827
Lineage: Eukaryota; Fungi; Basidiomycota; Agaricomycetes; Sebacinales; Serendipitaceae
Source: the annotation of a GenBank genome assembly
AUGUCUAGCGAUGCUCAUCCUCCUGGCGGGCACUUGCAACGUCUCAAUUCGCCUCCCACAUCAUACGGGGCCGCCGCCAGUGACCACAACACGAAUUCGUCAGAGGAUGAGGAGCAAUGGUUUGACCCUCGUAGCUCCGAAGACUUGCAGGAUCAGGACGCACAGACUGACUCCGACACCAAGGCUGGUAGCAACACCAACAAAAGCGAUUCCAGCGGGUUUGAGAAUCCAACCGGUAUUCAUAUCAUCACCCGUCGUCAUCGUGUGGACUUCUCGCGACGUCAAAAUACAUUCGCCCCUCCAAAGCGAAGUGCUCAGGUUCUGUGGAAAGAUUUUCAUGCAGGAAAUAACGCACAGAAAAUCAACUACGUGGCGCAGAAGUACAGAGAUGAAGUGACGGACGAGAUCCGCUCUAUUAUUGCCCGCAGAAUGAAGCAGAGGGAGCAAUUUCCAUUGGACGGAUCGCAAAUCAAGGCAUGGGAGAAUUUUACGACCCUCUUCUCGCAAAUUGAGAAGACAUUUGUACUAAUGACAUCUCAGCAUAAGCGCGAUCUCGUCAACAAUGAAUGGCAUUCGCUUGUUCGCGAUACAUACUCGGCUUUCAACUGGCCAUCUCUCGCUGUCAUUUGGAUCCCGGAUGCCAACGGCGGGCCUCCUGAAGCAAAGAUGAUUGCUAUUCAGCCUGAUGGCGCACCGUCUUGGGUGGACUGGCAGUCCAAGGCUGACCCGCGAGUCUGGCGUCUAUUGAACGCAAGCUUCCAAGGAUAUGCAGACCAACUGUAUCAAGACCAGGCAAAGGAGGACAUGAAUGCGAUUGAGCGCGAGUUGAUUGCAGAAAAAAAGAGGCCUUGGGAGAAAGCGUCGAAGAAGGCAGUUGAAACUCAGGUCGAUCCACAGGAGGAUCGUCACGCUCCCCACACAACGGUCUUCACAAGCAAGGAGGGGGAUUUCACCUCGAUUGGAGAGCGCGAGGGAGUCAGGAUCAUCGAGAACAUACGUCCAGGUAUGCCCAGGUAUCCAAAUCUUCACCUAGGACGCACAAUCCUGCGUUUUCUCAUCUCAGAUCGUUACGCAAGUCGCCGAGACGCAAUGCGUCCAAUGAUGAAGGACGGCAAGCUUGAGGCUCCGACGAUACCAUGGAAGAGAAUUUCGCGCCAUCUCACGCAGAUUGCAUACUCCGACUACUUUCCAAAGAUAAAAGAUGAAGCGGGAAAUAUUUUACUUCCCGAACUUCCUUUUUAUAAGACGAGUUGCCCUAGCAAGCAGGUUGUUGACUCGUGGCUCACUUGGUUUGCUGACAUUCAGGAUGGCGGCAAUGAAACAUGGGAACAUGGUAUGAUCUUCAAGCAAACCCUCAAGAAUCUCGCGAUUAAGCAGUUUGCUAAUGUGGACAACAGCGACAAUGAAACGCGCCCAAAUCUCAAUUCAGAGAAGCCUCCUUCUCUGAAAACACCUCUUUUCUUCACAGAAUCGUCCACUUGGCCGCCGCUACCACUGGGAGACACCCCUCGACCAUCUUUGAUCGAUGGUUUUGUUGUGCAGUCAGGGCCGAUCCAUCCAUCCUUACAAGUCCCAGGGCCAUCUCAGUCCUCUGAUUUGCAGCCUCGGAAUGUCUCUCAGGAGCCCCUUGCUGAACCUCGUGGGUUACCUCCGUCGACCAAGGUUCCACCUCCAACUGAACAAGCUACAGAUCGGCCACAAGCUCUCAACAAGUCAAAAUAUCAUCUCGGACGUGCAAAGAACCCGGAAACAAGCUCUGGCAAACCGCCGAGGAAGAAACGGAAACUUGACCCCCCCCCGAUCUGA